Molecule: messenger RNA, 1369 nt
Organism: Hyalella azteca
Lineage: Eukaryota; Metazoa; Arthropoda; Malacostraca; Amphipoda; Hyalellidae
Product: ankyrin repeat and sterile alpha motif domain-containing protein 1B
Cellular component (GO): cytosol
Molecular function (GO): protein binding
Source: RefSeq, a predicted model, not a curated record
GAGCACUCGUGCCCAGCCCACCGUGGACAUGGAUGUCUCCCCGCCAUCAAGCGAGCCUCCCUCGCUGCCUCUGAACCCCGACUCUCUGACCCUCCGCGACCCUUCACACCUGCUCCCGACCUCGACAGGUUCUAUCCCUACCGUCCAGACAUCCUGGAAGCAUCAGCCCAGGGAAUUAAUCGACUCACAAAUAGAAUACGAAGUUACGUACCUGAACAGCACGCGCAUCCAGGAGCUGCAUGGCACCGAGUCCACGAUGCAGUCCAUCCACAAAGUCCGCAAGCUCAUGGAGGCUCAGGAGCGCGAGGCGGCCGCUGAUGGCACCAAGCCUAGCUUGCCUGUGGACGUGGUGCUGGCCAUCUCUGCUGAUGGUGUCCGCUUCAUGACCAUUGGUGACAGGGACCACAUUUGCGACCACGAGAUCCGCACCAUCGAGGGCGUGUGUCAGGACGCUGACGACCUCAGCCACUUCGCCUACAUCACCGGCGACCGCCACGACCACAGCAAGCUGUGCCACGUCUUCAGGGUGCCUUCCAGGGAGAUGGCUACUGAAAUCAUCUUGACGCUCGGCAACGCUUUCGAAGUCGCCUUCCAGCUGUCUCAGCUGCAGCAGCCACAGCACCAGCAGCCACAGCACCAGCAACCACAGCAGCAGCAACCACAGCAGCAGCCCACCACCUUAACCCACCGGUCCCCCAGCCACACCCGCACCCGCUCCGACACCCACCCACGACCUGCCCUAUCUCUGGCACCCACCACCGCCGUCCCACCCCGCACCCACAACAGGAAGGACAGCGACCCCUCGGUCCCCCAGACCCACGGGUGCAGGGGGCCUAAGCCCCCCAUAGCUGCCCGCCGCCCCCACCCCCCCAACCUGACAUCAGAGCUACACUUGGUGCAGCUGAAAGCUUGUCCUCUAAGACGCUUGGUGCAGCUGAAAGGUUAUCCUCUGAGACACUUGGUUCAGCUGAACGGUUAUCCUCUGAGACACUUGGUGCAGCUGAAAAGUUGUCCUCUGAGACACUUGGUGCAGCUGAAAGUGUGUCCUCUGAGACACUUGAUGCAGCUGAAAGGUUGUCCUCUGAUACACUUGGUGCAGCUGGAAGGUUGUCCUCUGAGACACUUGGUGCAGCUGAAAGGUUGUCCUGUGAGACACUUGGUGCAGCUGAAAGGUUGUCCUCUGAGACACUUGGUGCAGCUGGAAGGUUGUCCUCUGAGACACUUGGUGCAGCUGAAAGAUUGCGGCAACGUAGGGAAAAUUCAGUCCAACGGACCUACACGUCACUGGAUCAGCAUGAUGAAGGACCGCAUAAGGAUGGCGGACGACGAAGGCGGUGUAUCAGCGUGUCCGUGGACCAGGAAGUCCUAA